AUGUUUAAGUAUCGCAUCCGAAUGUUUUUCAGUGAACUCAAAGUGUUGCUACUGAUGCGCUCUGGAUCAAGCAGGAGGACUGAUACAGGCACAGACCCGGGCUCGCAGACCAGGAUGCGAGGGUUCGCUAUAGGGGGCUGUGGCUGGCCGCCGUUGAACUGCUCUCACCGGGACGAUGAGGAGGAAUAUUACGGCUCUGACCCACGGCCACGCAGCCUGGCAUUUGAGGAUGAUGAAGGAGCCAAACCCCAGGGAGGGAGCCUGGACGCCUCUUCCCUCCCGAGUCUCUCGGAAAGCGGGAUGCGAUCACCGCAGUGCCGGAUCUGCUUCCAGGGGCCGGAGAAGGGGGAGUUGUUGAGCCCGUGUCGCUGUGCUGGCUCUGUGCGCUGUACUCACCAGUCCUGCCUUAUCCGCUGGAUCAGUGAGAGAGGCUCCUGGAGCUGUGAGCUCUGUUACUUCAAGUACCAGGUCCUGGCCAUCAGCACCAAAAACCCACUGCAGUGGCAGGCCAUUUCCCUGACUGUGAUUGAGAAGGUGCAGAUUGCGGCCAUUAUCCUCGGCUCCUUGUUCCUCAUUGCCAGUAUCUCCUGGUUGGUGUGGUCCUCUCUCAGCCCCUCAGCCAAAUGGCAGCGGCAGGACCUUCUCUUUCAGAUAUGCUACGGCAUGUAUGGCUUCAUGGACGUAGUUUGUAUAGGCCUUAUAAUCCAUGAAGGGUCGUCUGUUUACCGGAUCUUUAAGCGCUGGCAGGCAGUGAACCAGCAGUGGAAAGUGCUGAAUUAUGAGAAAGCGAAGGACUUAGGUGACCCCAUCAGUUCCAGCAGUAAAGGCGCUGGUCGUGUUGAGAGGAACUCUUCUCACACUGUGACAGACAGCGGCCGGGGGGCGAGUCGACACGUCAGGACUAUUCUCAACCACCACUGUGGCUAUACAAUUUUGCACAUCCUCAGCCAGUUAAGACCCAACAACCUGCACCGUACCAACCAAGAGGUGGUCAUGAGGGUGACGACUGUAUGAGGCUGGGUUAUAAAAGUGCUCCGCUGUUUGAAGAGGAGAAGUGUUGAUUAGGAUUUAAUAAAAUAUUAAUACAUUUAAUAAAAAUCCUAACCUGCCACAUUAACACUGCUGUUAACUUCUAGUCUCAUAUUUUGCUUGCAGAUUCUCUUUCCACUGAGGUCAAAGUGGAAAACGAGAAAUAUUUCUCAGAUUUGCGCAAAGAGGGGACAUUGCAGUUUUAUCUAAGACACAGACUGUGAAAACUUGGCAAAUAAGGGGAAAAAAUACACAUUUUGAAAAGCAGAAAGCUUUGAUUCUUUAAGCUAUUAAACAUUUUUACCACCAUGUUACAAAAUGUCAUUCAACAACUGUUUGGUUGUUGUUUUUUUGCUGAGAAAAAUAAAACGACUGUUUUGGAUUUGACCCUAUCAUAGAGCGUUUGAUGGUGAAAAGGAUUGUGCUUCUACUCAUGUGACCGCCAUACCAACCCAAGCCCCCCUAAUUUAUUCAACAUAUUCCUGAGGGUCCGCCAUGAUCGGCUAGAUUUCCACUUGAAGCAGCAUUGUUGAAUCAGACAUUAAAAGGCCCGAUAAAACUUUGAGACAUGACACAAAUGCUUAAAAUACACAAGUUCAAUUCAUGUUUUGUAAUAAAGACUUCAAAAGAAAA
This is a messenger RNA of Micropterus dolomieu (smallmouth bass), 1662 nucleotides long. Its product is annotated as E3 ubiquitin-protein ligase MARCHF9-like. The transcript is spliced from 4 exons. The coding region runs from base 1 to 1014 and encodes 337 amino acids. Lineage: Eukaryota; Metazoa; Chordata; Actinopteri; Centrarchiformes; Centrarchidae. Gene Ontology annotation, molecular function: zinc ion binding; ubiquitin-protein transferase activity. Gene Ontology annotation, biological process: protein ubiquitination. The record is from RefSeq and is a predicted model, not a curated record.